AUGGCUGAUUACAAGCCAGCGUCUUUUCUUCUUUUUGCUAAAGCUUUUCCUUCUACUUCUGCCCCUUUCUCUAAUCCUGCUCUUUAUCAGAGUCUUGUUGGAGGUCUUCAAUACUUGACUAUUACCCGUCUAGAUUUGGCUUUUGCUGUCCACCAAGCUUGUCAAUAUAUGCAUAGUUCUACUCAAGUUCACUUUGUUAUGGUUAAAAGGCUUUUAAGGUUUGUUAUAGGCACUUUACAGUAUGGUUUAACCUUUUCCACUGGUGCAUUUGACCUCCAUGUUUUCUCCGAUGCUGACUGGGCUAGUUGUCCUUGUGAUAAACGUUCUACCUCUGGUUUUUGCAUAUUUCUUGGUCCGAAUUUGGUGUUAUGGGCUGCUAAAAAGCAACCUACUGUUGCUUGGUCUUCUAUUGAAGCCGAAUACAGGGCUAUGGCCUGA
Messenger RNA from Camellia sinensis, 438 nucleotides. The record is from RefSeq and is a predicted model, not a curated record. NCBI's taxonomy places the organism in Eukaryota, Viridiplantae, Streptophyta, Magnoliopsida, Ericales, Theaceae.